UUUUCGUGAGGGGAGUAUCACUAGAUUGCUCGCAGGAACUUUCUUAUUUACAUUUGUUUGUACGAUUACGCACCUACAAACUCACCUUAAGUAGGUAUUACGAUCGUGUGGGCUUCGAUAGAGGUAUGCAAGCACGAGUAUAUAUGGGACAAGUGGUGAAAUCCAUUAACGGAUACGCACACGAUGUGUUACCUUUCUACUUAAUACUGACAGGAACACCUUUAUGUAAUAUUCACUCAUCAAAUUGAAAAAUUCGGUACCUCGUAAACAACAAUGUCGGAGACUUCACCGGAAGAUAAUUUAGAAUGGAUUCGUCAAGUGCGUGAUGGACUCUAUACUAACGUUCCUGAGACAUUUUUAGAAAAGGCAAAACGCAAAACGAAGGAAAAUCCUUUAGUACCAAUAGGUACUUUGGCAACUAUAUCUGCUCUUUCUUACGGCCUCUAUAGUUUUUCCAAAGGAGAUAGAGUAAUGUCUCAAUACAUGAUGCGCGCACGAGUAGGCGCGCAAGCAUUCACCAUUUGUUGUAUGGUCGGUGGAUAUAUUAUUGCAGUCAGAAAGCAAGAAAAAUGAACAAUUCCAACCAAGAAAUUUAUAUCCAUAAUUUGUAUCUGUAAUGCUUAAUAUGUGCAACAUUUAGUCUUGUCUAAUCACUAAAAUAUUUAUGAAUUUUCUCGGGUAUAUUAGUUUAAAAUUUUACAUUAAAAUGUAUUUACUGAUUAUUCCAUUUAAAGGAAUAUAUAAAUAAUCUGUUUAAAAUAUAUAAAUGUAUAAUUGCAUGUAAA
Molecule: messenger RNA, 785 nt
Organism: Nomia melanderi (Alkali bee)
Lineage: Eukaryota; Metazoa; Arthropoda; Insecta; Hymenoptera; Halictidae
Product: HIG1 domain family member 2A, mitochondrial
Biological process (GO): mitochondrial respirasome assembly
Cellular component (GO): mitochondrion
Source: RefSeq, a predicted model, not a curated record